AGGGAAGGGGAGCGCCCGCCCCUUCCCUGCCGCCGCGAGCGCCCCGGGAGGGGACCGGGGCUGCCGUCCCUCCGCCUCUUCCCCCGCGGGGCGUAGCGAUGGCCCGGGCCAGGGCCGGGGCGCUGCUGGCGCUUUGGGUGCUCGGGGCCGCCGCGCAUCCGCAGUGCCUGGACUUCAGGCCGCCCUUCCGGCCGACGCAGCCGCUGCGCCUCUGCGCGCAGUACUCGGACUUCGGCUGCUGCGAUGAGGGGCGCGACGCCGAGCUGACCCGCCGCUUCUGGGCCCUGGCGAGCCGCGUGGACGCCGCCGAGUGGGCCGCGUGCGCCGGCUACGCGAGGGACCUGCUGUGCCAGUUUCCCCUCCUGAAGCAGGAAGGACGGACGGACGGACAGAUGAUGUCAUCAUUUCCUCAGAGGUUGGGGGCUCUUCUGCCCCAGUCCCCUGGAGUCGACCCCUCAGCGUCCCACCCCGAGCAGCUGCACCCUUGUCGGGGUACCAAGGUGGAGAGGCAUCUGUCCCGGAAUGCUCGCCGUAUGCAGCCCACCUCUAUGACGCCGAGGACCCAUUCACGCCCCUGCGCACGGUGCCCGGGCUCUGCCAGGAUUACUGCCUGGACAUGUGGCAUAAGUGCCGGGGGCUGUUCCGUCACCUGUCAACUGACCAGGAGCUCUGGGCGCUGGAGGGCAACCUUGCCAGGUUCUGCCGCUACCUGUCCCUGGAUGACACGGACUACUGCUUCCCUUACCUGCUGGUCAACAAGAACCUCAACUCAAACCUGGGCCACGUGGUAGCCGAUGCCAAGGGCUGCCUGCAGCUGUGCCUGGAGGAGGUGGCCAACGGGCUGCGCAACCCCGUGGCCAUGGUCCAUGCCAGGGAUGGCACCCACCGCUUCUUCGUGGCCGAGCAGGUGGGGCUGGUGUGGGCCUACCUGCCCGACCGCUCGAGGCUGGGGAAGCCUUUCCUGAACAUCAGCCGGGUGGUGCUCACCUCGCCCUGGGAGGGUGACGAGCGUGGCUUCCUGGGCAUUGCCUUCCACCCCAGCUUCCAGCACAACCGCAGGCUCUACGUCUACUACUCAGUGGGUAUCCGCAGCAGUGAGUGGAUCCGCAUCAGCGAGUUCAGAGUCUCCGAGGAUGACGAGAACGCCGUGGACCACAGCUCUGAGAGGAUAAUCCUGGAGGUCAAAGAACCAGCCUCAAACCACAACGGGGGCCAGCUGCUUUUCGGGGAUGACGGGUACCUCUACAUCUUCACUGGAGAUGGCGGGAUGGCCGGAGACCCCUUUGGGACAUUUGGAAAUGCCCAAAACAAGUCGGCGCUGCUGGGCAAGGUGCUGCGCAUCGACGUGGACCGUAAGGAGCGCGGCCUGCCCUACGGCAUCCCGCCCGACAACCCGUUCGUGGGCGACCCCGCGGCGCAGCCCGAGGUCUACGCCCUGGGCGUGCGCAACAUGUGGCGCUGCUCCUUCGACCGUGGCGACCCCUCCUCGGGCACUGGCCGCGGGCGCCUCUUCUGCGGCGACGUGGGCCAGAACAAGUUCGAGGAGGUGGACGUGGUGGAGCGCGGCGGCAACUAUGGCUGGCGCGCGCGCGAAGGGUUCGAGUGCUACGACCGCAGCCUGUGCGCCAACACCUCUCUCAAUGACUUGCUGCCGAUUUUCGCCUACCCGCACACGGUUGGCAAGUCGGUCACAGGGGGCUACGUGUACCGGGGCUGCGAGUACCCCAACCUGAACGGCCUCUACAUUUUUGGGGAUUUCAUGAGCGGGCGUCUGAUGUCCCUCCAAGAGAACCCAGGGACAGGCCAGUGGCAGUACAGUGAGAUCUGCAUGGGCCACGGCCAGACCUGUGAGUUCCCAGGCCUCAUCAACAACUACUACCCGUACAUCAUCUCCUUCGGGGAGGACGAGGCCGGGGAGCUGUACUUCAUGUCGACAGGGGAGCCGAGUGCCACAGCUCCACGCGGAGUUGUCUACAAAAUAAUUGACGCAUCCAGGCGGGCACCACCUGGCAAAUGUCAGAUCCAGCCUGCUCAGGUGAAGAUCAGAAGCCGUCUCAUCCCCUUUGUGCCCAAAGAAAAGUUCAUCCCGAAGACACGGAGCACCCCGCGGCCUACAGCGCGGGCGCCCACGCGGGCGCCCCGCCGAGGGCGCCCCACGGCCGCUCCCCCCGCGCCAACCCCGCGGCCAGCGCGGCCCACCCAGCAGCCAGGGAGCCGGAGGGGCGGCGGGCGGCGGCGGGGGCGGCUGAACUCGGCGAGCCGGGCGUUCCGGGAUGGCGAGGUGCGCCUGGUGCGGCCCGCGGGCCUGAGCUCUGGCAGCGGGCGCGUGGAGGUGUUCGUGGGCGGACGCUGGGGCACCGUGUGCGACGACUCCUGGAACAUCAGCGGCGCCGCCGUCGUGUGUCGCCAGCUGGGGUUUGCCUACGCCGUGCGCGCCGUCAAGAGAGCCGAGUUCGGCCAGGGCGGCUCGCUGCCCAUUCUGCUGGACGAUGUGCGCUGCGCGGGCUGGGAGCGGAACCUGCUGGAGUGCCAGCACAACGGCGUGGGCACCCACAACUGCGAGCACGACGAGGAUGCGGGCGUCGUGUGCAGCCACCAGAACCCCGACCUGUAGGCAACACGCCGCUGCCCCAGGCCAUCCCGCCGGCGGGGGAGCCUGGCAGGGGCCGCUCCGCCCUGUGUGCGCCCAGCGGGUGCACACGUGUUCUAGAGUGAAGGGGGUGCGGGUGUGUGCUGUCCUGGGGACAUGUGUGAGGCGCUGCAGUGCAUGUGUGUCCUCUGCAGACCCAAGGCAGGAGUGUGUGUUGGGGGCGGUGUGGGCUCUGGAAGUGCAUGGUCCAUCAUGGGCGGGAGGAGUUCCUUUCUUACCUCCAAGCGUUUCAGACACCAGCAGGAACAGCAGCCGGGCUGUGGGACCCUGAGGAGGGAGGGCAGCCAGGCUUCGAGGACGGACAUGGCCCCUGGCUGUGCUAACAGAGGCACAGCUUGCAGACUGAGGGCGGUGGGGAGAACCAGGCUUGUCCUGCCCACAGCUGGAAUGGAAGGUGCAAGAACAGCCGGAGGGUGGCCUGAGGAAUGUGGCCCGGACAGCAUGGCCUGGUGCCCGCAUCCCCCCCACCCCCUGGCAGUCAGAGGCGCUGGAGAGAACCGGAAGGCAUCCAGUGGGGAAGGGAAAGCCUUCUGGAAGGUGGGAGCAGGGUGAGCUGCAGGCCUGGGGCCCCACUGGAGGGGCAGGCUGCGUGGAGGAGCCAGCACCUGCUCAGGGAGGAUGGCUGUGAGGACUGGAUGACCUCCAAGGCCGUAUGCUGGAGAAGCCACUCAGCAGCAUACUCAGUCCUUGUGGGUGCUCCUGGGAUGGGACCAGCCUCCUCCAACCCUGAGGCCUGAUUCUCUCUUGCUCUUGGGGCAGAAGCCACCCACACUAGCUGGGCAGAGCUUUCACCCUGGCCCUCCAGUGAGUCGGUGGGCCUCCACUACUUUCAAAGCUGUGUUUGGGCCCUGGGGCCACCUCUGUCCUUUCCAUCCCCAUCCCUGCUCAGUGUAAACCCAGGAGACCUGAUUCCUCCAGCCCUACCUCGGGGCUGACCAGGCUGGGGGUCCAGUGAAACUACUGACACUUUUUCACCCAGGGCUAUGCCAAUAAUGUGGCUGUUUACACACCACUUUCCUGCCUCCUCUCUGACCUGCACCUGUGUGGGAGCCGGGGUGGGAACCAGGAGAAAGGGGUGAGGCCUCCCGCUUCCCACCUGCAUCACAGGUGGAAGCUCCUUCACUCCAGGGAUGCUCGGCCCUGGCUCUGUGCCAGGCCGCAGAGGGGCACUUAGUAUGACUGCGCUCAGCCUCGGAUGGGAGCACGGGUGGGGGGUGGGUAAGCAGAUGAGUCACCAGGCAGUGAAGACAGGAUGUGGCCCAUGUCGGGGGUUGGAAGAGGUCUGGGUGGGGCACCCAAACCCAACCUAUGGGGGGGCUUUGGGAGGGGGUGAUGCUGUGCCAAGUUCUGGGAGCUGGCACCAGGGGUGGCUGGGCAGGCCUUGGGGCAGGCAUGAGUCUGGCAGGGUCUCCUAGCUGCUAGUAUAGGGUCUCCUAGCCACUAGUAUAGGAUCCUGGGCUGCAGCAGAAAGCUUUAGGUCACUGUCUUGGACUCCUCAUACUCUGUGCUUUACAGAAUGGGAAACUGAGGCACACAGAGGUUAGAUAUCUUAGGGCACCAAGCCAGGGAAGGGAGAAGUCAAGUUUGAAUACAGCAGCUUAGUUUAGAGUCCCCGCACCCUAACCACUGCCCUCCCCAGCUACACUAUGCCUGCAGAGAGCGGUGUGCUGGGGCUCCUGCCUGGUGUGGGAGUGCCAGCCUGGCUGGGAAGCAGCUGAUGGAGAUCCCUGGGGGCUCCUCUUGCCUGGCAGGUGCCCCCGCUGCUGGCCUCAUGCUCCUCUCGGGCCUCCAGUGGCCCAGGGGAGGUUGAGUGGGCAUCUUCCUGGGAUGCAGGGGAGUUCUGAGCUCUGACGCCGGGCGUGUUAGGAGAUAGCAGGCCGUUAAUGACCAUCCCAGCCGAAUUCCUCACUGUGCAGAUGAGGAAGUGAGCUCAGGGAGGCUGAGUGUCCCAGGCCUGUUGCCAGAUGAGGCCACGCUGAGACUGGAGCCAGGGAAGGUGCAGCAAGCCUUGAGGCCCUCAAGAAUGCAGCCGAGCCAGGGCCCUGCUUGCCUGGCCCCAGAAGCUGUUUUGCUCAGAGCUGGAUUAGGAGGGUUGGCAAAGGGAGCUCUGGGUGCGGCCUCAGGCCCUCCAGUACUUCUCUGGGCAGUUCGGGCUUUGGCCUUCAGUCUUCCAGGCCAGGCGCUCUUCCUCCCCAGCCUCCAACUCAUCACCUCUCAGGCCCCAAACCAGGCCUGGGCUAGGCUGCAGCCUGCCUCCUGGGGACUCACUCCACAGUCCCCAGGUCAGUGGUCCCCAACCUUUUUGGCAUCAUGGACUGGUUUCAUGUAAGACAAUUUUUCCAUGGAUGGGGGUUGGGGGGAUGGUUUUGGGAUGAAAUGUCCCACCUCAGAUCAUCAGGCAUUAGAUUCUCAUAAGGAGUUCACAGCCUAGAUCCCUCGCAUGCACAGUUCAUAGUAGGUUUCAUGUUCCUAUGCGGAUCUAAUGCCACUGCUGAUCUGGCAGGAGGCAGAGCUCAGGUGGGAAUGCUUGCUCCCCACACUACCCUGCCCCACUGCCACUCACCUCCUGCUGUGUGGCCCGGUUCCUAACAGGCCACCCAUCAGUACUGGUCCGUGGCCCAGGGUUUGGAGACCUCUGCCCUAGGUAGUAAUAAGAGUGGACAGCUGUUAUAUGUAAAUACUUGUUCCCCGAUGCUGGAAAGAAAUAGCACUAAAACAUAAAUUUAAUUCUUUCAGCAAGGCAAUUUUACUUUCUGCAGAAAGGGUGCUCAUCGCAGAUGGAACAAUAGUGAGAGGACACCUGAACAAAGGAGGGAAGCAAUUGUUAGCCCUUAUGCAGUUUGUCCCUGCUACUGUGUCCUAUGUCCAUUGGCAGAAGCCAGACCGCACAAUCUAAACUAAAACCCGAUUGGCUGUUUAAAAUUUUUCUAAAUAGGUAAAAGUAAUGGAAGGAUAAAGGAAAAGAGGAAGUUGCUUACGAAAGGACUUAGAAAAGUAAUAAUAUUCCCAAAUAAGGAAGGGGUAUAGGCUGUGAGCUGGGACAUGCCUGUGAGCACGUCCAGCACAGAUAUCUUGGUUAAAGUAUAAGGACAUAGAACGUACUAUGUGCCUGUGAGCACGUCUAACAGUUACAUAGAAUAGGGCUUGACAAAGAGUUAUUAGCAUAAAGCAAGGAGGUUUGAAGGAAGUUCGUCUUUAAAAGAAACCAUUAUUUCUAACACUUACGAUUUAUUCUUUAACAAGAAGGGAAACUUUCAAGAGGAACUUUUACUUUCUACAACAGCUGACCUCUGCUGAGCGCUUACUACAUGCCAAGCACUGCUCUGAAAGUUUAACAUACCAUUCACUCAUGUAAUCCUCAUAUUAAUGCACAUUUACUCACGUGGAAGCCGAGUUCCAGGGCAUUUGUCACUUACCAAAUGUCACAUAGCCAAAAUUUGAAUUUGAGCCCAGGUAGUCCAGCUCUGGGACCCUGCUGUGGGCCUUCCUGCUGGGCCACCUCAAGGGCAUUGAAAGCCAGCCCCACCCCACUGGGACACAAGUUCAGAGAAGGGCAGAGCUGGCUGCCUGUCCAGUGCUUCUUUCACUCCACCACCUACAGCUGGCCGCUGAGGGAGCAUUCACAUGUGACUCUGUCCCCAGGGACUCCGAUCUUGCCUUAAAGUCCUCCAGGGCCUCUGAGGAUGGGGGCACAGCCUUCACCCUCACCCCCUCUAAUCCAACCUCUAGUCAAUAGCCAGGAUCAGAUUCUCAGAGAGGGGCUGCCCUGCCCAGUGCCACACAGCUUAGUGCUGGAGCCUCAGGGUCAAUGCUGCAGGGGUGGCCCAGUGUCCAGGACUGUGUUCAAGACAUCAGUCAGAGGUCACAACAUCCCAGGCCCUAGACUGAGCCUAGGGGUCACCAUGUUGAUACCUUAGAAAUGUUUGGGAGGUUCAAGGAAGCUGGAAACUGGGUUCCAGUCCUGGCUCUGUGCCUCUCUGAGUCUCAUUGCAAAAUAGAGGUCACCAGAAGGAUUACUGGAUGAAAAAUGAGGUAGCAUUGCAGACGUGCAUGGCACGUACACUCUAGGUUGCUUCCUAGACAGAAAGCUCAGUUCGAGGCUGGUGGCAUCCAUGCUGGCAGCAGCCAACUGUCUGCGACAGAGUGAGGAGGGGCAUGCCACGUGAAGGACCAGCAUCAGAAUGACAUGGGAAGAAACUCUCACAAUAGCAGAAGAAAGAGCUCCUUCAGCCUAACAUGUAGAACUCAAGUCUUCUUGUCGCGCUUCUGUCCCCUCGCCCCUCCUCCCCCACUGAGAACUAGCUUUUACUGAGCAGUUAUUACAUGCCAGCUACCUCGGGUGUGUCAGCUCAUUUAAUCUUGACAACAGCUCCACGAGACACCCUCAAUAUCACUGUCCCUGUUUUCCAGAUGAGGGGACAGAUUCCUAGGGUGUUAUGUAAGUGGUCCCCGGGGCUUUAGAGGCAGGUUUGCACCAAGGCCCAUUCUCCCAGAGCCGGAUCCUUCUCCUUCCCUGGGAUACAGCACCUCCACCCUGCCAGGCCACCCAUGUAAAGGCAGCCAAUUCAGAGCCACCUCUUAUGCCUGCAUCUCCCCAACAAUUCCUGCUGGGAAACCACUCCUCGUAUGGUGUCAUCUACACCAGUGGGUUUCAAGCUUGAGAAGAAUCAAGUUCUACAGGGCUGCUUAAAACACAGGUUGCUGGGUCCUGUCUCUCAGAGUUUUUGACUCAGUCUUGGUUGAGAAUUUUCAGUUCUAGAAGCUCCUGGGUAAUGCUAAUCCUCCUGUUCUAGGGGCCAUAGUCAUUGUCCAUACUGGUGCUAUCCAAUAGAAACAUAAUGUGAGCCAAAUAGGUAAUUUAAAAUCUGCUUGUAGCCAUGUUAAAAAAGUAAAACAGGUAAAAUUAA
Homo sapiens (human) is the source of this 7557-nucleotide messenger RNA. RefSeq names its product HHIP like 1 (gene HHIPL1). The record is from RefSeq and is a predicted model, not a curated record. Bases 617 to 2614 code for a protein of 665 amino acids. Gene Ontology annotation, cellular component: membrane; extracellular region. The transcript is spliced from 10 exons. Lineage: Eukaryota; Metazoa; Chordata; Mammalia; Primates; Hominidae.